Bombus pascuorum is the source of this 1837-nucleotide messenger RNA. RefSeq lists its product as uncharacterized. The record is from RefSeq and is a predicted model, not a curated record. The transcript has 9 exons. The coding region runs from base 158 to 1282 and encodes 374 amino acids. NCBI's taxonomy places the organism in Eukaryota, Metazoa, Arthropoda, Insecta, Hymenoptera, Apidae.
AUUUGUAAUGGAUAUCUUGAUAAUCCAGUUAUAUAAACACGAAUAGUAGGUAGUAAGUUGGUUUUCAUUUGCACGCUAAUUGUUCUGAUUUCUUGAGUACCGUUGAACGAAAUCUUCAGAAGAAUUGAGUGUAUUUCGAACAGUUACAAUUUGAAAGAUGUUGCGUGUAGCUUACUUGACGAUCUUCCUUUUUGUAAAUAUCGUUAGUUACAGAUUGGAUAACGAUGAUAUCACGGAAAUUCCAAAUUCAAUGUCUCGCGGAAGGUUCUUCCCGCUAUUCAGUGUUAUUCGAUUUGCAAACUCGCAAUGCCUUGCUAGCAACAAUUUAAAUGGUACCUGCUUUACCAGAAGAGAAUGCCGUAGUUAUGGUGGAAUAUCAUCUGGCAGUUGUGCAAAUGGACAUGGUAUUUGCUGUGUUUUUCAAAAGACGUGUGGUUCCACAACAAAUGUAAAUAAUACAUAUUUCACAAAUCCAGAAUAUCCAACAACUUAUGAAAGACAAGGACGAUGCGCAAUAACAGUACAACGUUGCAAUUCAAAUAUAUGCCAAUUACGUUUGGAUUUCUUGGAAUUUAAUCUUGCUCCACCGAAUUCUAGUGGAAUUUGUGACCUUGAUCUCCUUUUAGUUUCUUCAUCUGGAAGCAGGAUACCUCGAAUUUGUGGAGAAAAUGCAAAUCAACAUGUAUAUGUGGAUUUCAAUGACGAUACUCCUAUUAUGAUAUCGAUUGAUACCAAUACUGGAUAUCCUACAGAUCGUCGUUGGAAUAUAAGAAUUCAACAAUUACCCUGUGAUGCAACAUAUAAGGCCCCAAAUGGAUGUUUACAGUAUUACGAUAGUGUCACAGGUACCAUAACAAGUUUUAAUUAUGGCACAACGCAAAAUCCAAGAGAACCACCAAUAGGUACACGGCAAAUCGCAAAUACGAAUUAUGGUGUAUGUGUAAGAAUGGCACAAGGAUAUUGUGCCAUUGAAUGGUCUCAAACAAAUUCAAAUUCAUUUACUGUUUCUGGAGAUACUAGUGCAUUUGACUCUACUUUAAUAGGUACUCAAUAUGCAGCAGAACAAGGACUCAAUUGCACUAAAGACUUUGUUAUUAUUCCACAUCCAUUUCAAAAUGGUAUUGCAGUCGGUACAGAACGAUUUUGUGGUAAUGGCUUUAUAACAAAAACAUCUUUCUCCAAGCCAUUUGUACUAUAUGUUGUCACAGAUGGCGAUGAAGUUGGAGAAGUGGAAAAUAAAGGAUUCUCAUUAAUGUAUCGUCAGCUACCAUGUGUAGCUUAAAUAAAAAGCAUGUUCUUAUUUUACAUAUACAUAUGACAUAUACACUAUAAUGAUAAUAUUAUAGGAUAUAAUAAUUUUUAUUUGAUUUGGAGGACUUUCUUCUUCAUUUGCUACCCUUUCUUACGACUAUCACAGGCAGUAAAAUACUGAGAGUUUGAAGAAUCAUGUGUACUAUUUUUUGCUAAUUAUGGAGUUGUAAAUAAAUAUUGUAUCAUUAUUAUAUUACAUCAUUAUUGGAUUUUAUGUUUAAAUAUAGGUAUAUUUAAUUUUAUCGUUAUAUUUUAUGUUAUUAUUCUUCUCAUAUGUUGAACUGAACUGUUAUUAUUCAUAUGUUCUUUAAUUUCUACGUAAUUACAAAUUUAUUGUUUAUAAUAUAAUCUCUCUUGUGUCUUUUUAUUGUAGUAAUACCAAUAUAAAAGAGCAUAAAAUAUAAUUUUAUUCUAUCUAGUAUCCUUUAAUCAUCAAAAUGAAUUAUAAAAAAACAAUCACAAACAAAUGAUAAUAAAACUGUAAUGUAAACAAUAACAUAAUAAAAAUGUAAACAAUACAAAUCAA